Xylona heveae TC161 is the source of this 2473-nucleotide messenger RNA. RefSeq lists its product as hypothetical. The record is from RefSeq and is a predicted model, not a curated record. Lineage: Eukaryota; Fungi; Ascomycota; Xylonomycetes; Xylonales; Xylonaceae. The transcript has a single exon. The coding region runs from base 162 to 2402 and encodes 746 amino acids.
GCUGGAAGCACGGAGUGGAGUUUGCAGCAAUAAAAUUUGCCUUGCACUCGGAAACCGUCUGCCUUAUCCUUGCUCGCAGCUCGUUAUGAUUUUAUUCAGUAACAGGCUUGAAGCGCUUGGAACGGAUGAUCGAGGUGGAAUGAUUCAAGCAAGAGAUCGUCAUGGGCGCUGAAGAAGCUGAAAUAUGGGUGCACGUCUCGGCGCCCAGCGGCACGCGAGAUGAUGCAUUAUACAGAAGCCAAGCCAAGAGCUAUCUGGAAUUCGAAACGGCGGAAAGCGUAAGCUUGGGCAGCCUGAAAUUCAGCUAUCCAGGGACGGCCACAUUGCAAAAUGGUCACAAAAAUGUCGAUCCAUAUGCUUCUGCGAAGGAAGGAAUCGAAAGUACAGAAAUACAAGACCAUCCUACUGCCGACUAUCAAGUUGCUCAACGUCCCACUCCCACGGCUGGAACCAAGACCAAAGAUUCACAGGCCCAAAGAUCAUCUGAAGAACAAUCCUUUCGAGACGGUCAGUGCCCGCCACUUACAUCAACGCAGUCUGCUCCUACUUCUGCAGAAGAGGAUGGAACUUUUGACGGUGAGGGUUAUAGUCGAAUCCUCCUUGAAGUGGAACAUCACCGCCAGGCACAGCUUCAAACGGCCCAAGCAACUCCCCAGAAGGACCAGACCGCCCCAGUCGAAAAGGACUCGACCGUGUACACAACCCCUUCUGCAUUCCUAGAUGCAGAUAAUGAGGUUCAGACGGGCGCAAGAUCCUCGUUACUAACAGACGAUCAACAUCCUCAACGUGACUCAUGGGAUACGCCACCAAGCGUAGUCGCAAACUCUCAACCGUCUCCCGUGCCGACGUAUCCUUUUCUUACAACAACAGAUUCAUCUCCUCCAUGGGGCUCAUUACCGCAAUCACCGCUUCUGAAAAUAUCAAAUAAAAGGCGCAAACUAUUCUCCCCAGGAAUGUCGAGUUCCCAGACACGGAACGCAUCUCAAUCAAUUCAAACCUCGCAAGCCGAUCAAUUUUCAGUAUCCUCACAAGCUUUCAGACCUUCCCAGGGACCGAUAUUACCUUCGUCUCAGGUCCCUAGAGUUUCGUAUACACAAGUAUAUUCGUCGCAACCAGAGUGUACAUCUUCAACAUCUUCGGGAACAAGGGACGAGAUCAGAUCAUUCCAGUCAUACCCUGUAUCUGCGUCCUCUCAAGGCUCGGUUCCCUAUAUAUCCCAGGUUUCCAGCUCCUCUGCUCCUCGACAUCCUUCUCCUCAAGAUCAAAUAGCCCCAAUUUCUUCUCUUCCACCAGACAGUCCAACCCAACCAAUCACUCAACGAAUACACUCACAUCCUGACGCGUUUCCGCUAGAGGCACCAGCAACAUCUUCUGCACCAUCUCUCCAGCAACCUCGUGACGAUGUGGGACCCCGAGAUCUACAUAAUUCUACCAUAUCUCUAGCUCCAUUUUCACUACCCUCUUCUCCUCCUCCUAUUCCUAGCUCCCAACAAUCACAACAGCACACUCCUCACCAACUGCCCCCGCACAGUUCCCACCGUCAAACUCCUUCCUAUCCAUCCAGCCCAUUCAUACUUCAAUCCACGCCUCCUAAUCUCGAAUUUACUGUAACGCCUUUCCAGACCCCUACCCCUGACCCCACACUUACGACCGAUCCUCAUGCUUUCCAGCUUUCCCAAGCAUCUUUUCAAUCCUUCCAAUCAUCCCCAGGCAUCAUCCCACCUUCCACAUCCUCCUGCGAAAUCCAUCCUCCGCCCCCUCCUACAUCCAUCACCGACAAGCCUCCAGCCGCACACAUCACCCCCUCUCUCGCUCUGCUUGUCGAUAAACUCGACCUGCCCAAACGCUUCAAACCCGUCCGCGUCGCGCGCAGCAUCCGGCCCAACGAGCGCGGAUACUGGCGUAUAUGUACUUCUCCGUGGUCCCAGGACGUGCAGGACGCGUUUUGGGCAUUUCUAGAAGACCUCGUGGGCACUGGACGAGCCGGAUGGGGCGUGUGGUGCUGGCGGGGUACCGUCGAUGUGGAUGCGGAUACUGAUGCUGGCCCAGGUGCUGCGUCGCAGCACGCAGCAUCUCAAGCAUCCAUCGCCCAUCACCAUCAUCGUCAGGCAAGUCAACAGAACAUUGUCAAAAUAUACUGCUGGGGCGAAAUCAUCCCGCACAUCUACCUCGUCGCGUAUCUCGCCAGUCAGCGCCGCAUUGUUCCCCGGUCUGCCAAAUUGGCAAACUUGCACAACUUGUCAUUGUCGGGUUCCUUAGGAUUGUCAGGAUUGCCAGAGCCCCUGAUCGACGAUACCACAUCUAUCAAUGCCCCUCCGCAACAACCUCCACUACCGUCACCCUCACCGCCCGUGCCGGUCUGGAUCGACGCAAAGGGCGAAACCAUUGUGCAAAUGUAUUGAACCUCUCUUCGUCUUCCCUUUUUUUUUUUUUCCUUUUUGUCUUUCGCCUUUAUUUUUCGUUUUCUCUUUCU